AUGCAUAAUCGAUCUCAAUCUCUUCAAUAUCAAUAUAGACCAACAACUAGUGUUCGUGACAGACCAUUACAUCUGUGUAUCAUCUUAGUUUCGCUUCUAUUCAUUUUUCUUCUUGUGAUCGAAUCAGUAGCAUUUAUUGUGCUUGGUACAUGGCAUCUAAUUAUUCCACGUCUUCAAACUGUUCUUAGUUUUUCAACAGAUAUCUAUCGUCGUGAAUUAGGCUUUGGUAUUCUUCUCGUUAUUAUUGGAUCAUUUGGUAUUCUAAUAAGUAUUCAUGGGCUUAUUGCUUUCUUUACAUUACGAUUAAUAUUAUUAAGAAUAGUGAGUAGAAAAAAGUAA
This is a messenger RNA of Rotaria socialis, 339 nucleotides long. Lineage: Eukaryota; Metazoa; Rotifera; Eurotatoria; Philodinida; Philodinidae. The record is from the annotation of a GenBank genome assembly.